AUGUCACCCCUACCUGGUUUUUCUGACAACCCACUGAAGUCCCGAGAUGACGUGGUGCGGGCCACAGAAGCUUUGAUCAAGCCUCUUAUUCAAUAUUUUUCUCAUGGAAAGGCAAGAGUCAAGCUUCCAGUUGCCACGGGUACCCAUUUCGAUGAAAACGCAGCACAGCUCGAGGGCUUUGCCAGGCCGUUGUGGGCUGUCGGGGCACUCUUGAUGAGCGGCGAUCCCAAUUGGGAGCUCGUUCAACCUUGGAUUGAUGGAUUCGACGCUGGCGUUGACCCAGAUCAUCCGGAAUACUGGGGCGAUAUUCAAGACUAUGACCAGCGAAUGGUCGAGGCCGAGAUGAUCUCCUUUGCACUGCUGGCAGCACCUCGACAUAUGUUGUGGGAUCGGCUUCGUCCCGAGACCCGGAAGAACCUCGUCACCUGGCUUUCAAGCAUGAAUACCAAACUAGUACAUCGAGCUAAUUGGCUCUGGUUUCGGGUGUUUACCAACCUUGCCCUUUCCCGUGUGUGUAACGUUGAUACCCCGGAGGUGCGCGAUCAAAUCGAGGACGACUUGAAAGUACUCGACACAUUCUACUUGGAGGAUGGAUGGUCCAGUGAUGGCUUGUGGAGAACUCCUGACAUAGACGACGAGGAAUAUCGGGUCUUUCGAGAGACGGGUCGAGCCAAUGCACUUCCAAACGGACGAAAUGCCUGUUUUUACUCUGGCAGUUUUGCAAUCCAGUUCAGCCAGCUGCUUUACGUAAGAUUUGCUGGCGAUCGUGAUCCUGCAAGAACAGCGAAAUAUCAACAACAAGCUCGAGACUUCGGUGCUGGCUUUUGGAGGUUUUUUAAUUUCAACGGCGCCGUGAUACCUUUCGGUCGCUCACUUACCUACCGGUUCGCCGCCGCCGGGUUCUUUGCAGCCCUUGCUCUCGCAGAUGUACCGAACAUGCCGGCACCCCUAGCGAGCCCCGGCGCUGUGAAGGGAUUUCUGCUCCGCCACUUACGAUGGUGGGCCAACAACUCAAAAGAUAUUUUCUUCCCAGAUGGGACGUUGAACCUUGGCUGGGUCUAUCCAAACAUGUAUCUUACCGAAGACUAUAACUCACCACAAUCGCCUUAUUGGUGUCUCAAAUCACUUGUGGUGGUUGCACUGUCAUCGAACAACGCCUUUUGGACUGACCCUGAAGUGCCAUAUCCCGAUGUUUCCACGGAUUCCGGCAUUAAGCUCCUGCCUGCUCCUCGGCAAAUCUUCUGUAAUCACCCGAGAGGCAACCACCAUUUCAUGCUUUCAACCGCUCAAUUCAUGGGAGUCACGUUCAAAGGCCACCAGGCGAAGUACUGCAAGUUCGCCUACUCGUCCUCCUUUGGGUUUUCAGUUCCCACAACCCAGGCAACACUUCACCAGGUUGCACCCGACAACGCCUUGAUAUUCAGCCGAGACGGGAUGGAAACAUGGGUCGGGAAAUACAAGUGCGGCGACACAACAUACGGGACGGCCGUCGUACACGGGAAAGCAAAUGAAGAGGUCGUCUCGGCUACCGUUGAAUGGUUUCCAUGGGCUGAUCGCAGUGUGACGGUGACAACGACCCUUCUCCCCCCAACUCAGCGCUGGCCGGACUGGCAUGUAAGAGUUCAUCACAUCAAAGCAGCUGGACCUCUCAGUAGGCUGUUCACAGCAGAAGGUGGUUUCGCCAUCAAUGGCCAUCAACAACGAAACACCCGUAAUCUGCUUGAGAUGGCUGAUGAUGACUUUAAUGACGCCUACGAGCUCGGCCAAGCAGAACUGAUUAUCAUCGGCGCCAACUCAGUCCUGAUUCUGGGCGAGUCAGGUGCAUCUGGAAUCAGUGCCGAUGUAAUCUCGAGUGCAUCAAUGUCGACCAAAUUUUCACCAUUAAAGCCAGAGGCCAACACCAACAUCAUGACCCAGCGCUCUCUAAUCCCCAUGAUAGAGAGCAAUAUCAUAAGCCUGGGCCGGAUUGAUGAUGUAAUCAUUGUCACCAAGGUCUUUGCUAUCUCAAGCAACGCAUAUCUAGCUAGAGGUGGUCAGGCAAGGAUUCUGAGGCAACGAUGGGCAGACCAGCCAAGCAUCCGUCUCAUGAACACACCUGGCCAAAUCCAAACCUCGGAGGACUUUAUAUCGUUAUAA
Molecule: messenger RNA, 2136 nt
Organism: Colletotrichum siamense
Lineage: Eukaryota; Fungi; Ascomycota; Sordariomycetes; Glomerellales; Glomerellaceae
Exons: 2
Coding region: 1-2136 (711 amino acids)
Source: RefSeq, a predicted model, not a curated record